Messenger RNA from Acanthopagrus latus (yellowfin seabream), 2393 nucleotides. RefSeq names its product coiled-coil domain containing 170 (gene ccdc170). The record is from RefSeq and is a predicted model, not a curated record. Bases 11 to 1705 code for a protein of 564 amino acids. Lineage: Eukaryota; Metazoa; Chordata; Actinopteri; Spariformes; Sparidae. The transcript is spliced from 8 exons.
UAGCUGUCAGAUGUCCCUUCAGCACCCCCUCUGGUGGAGUCUGAUACUGCCUGUGUUUGGUGUUGCCAGGACACUUCCUAAAACAGAAACAAGUCCCCCUGCAACACUUCUAAUUAUGGAAGUCAUGGAAAACUCUGAUGAGGUGGACCGGUCUCAUGAGAAGGAGAGGCUGAAGAUGAGGAUUGUCGUGUUGGAGGAGAGUGUGAAGUCCUGUGAGCUGGAGUGUAAAGCCAGCAGAGAGACGGUGCUCAGGCUGGUGGCAGAGCUGGACCGAGAGAGGAGGAAGGCAGCCAGCAGCGCGGCAGCUCUCGAUUCAGUCAAAGUGGAGUUAGAUGGCCUGGUGGUGGGAAGAAGGAGUGUCGAGAUUGAGAAAGACACUCUGACUGAGAGGCUUGAGGCCGGCAAAAGAGUCAUCGAGGCAGCUCGGAGGGAGUCGAGCUGUUUGGAGAAACAGGUGGAGGAGCUCGAGAGAAACUUACAGUCGAGCCAAAGGGAGACGGAGGCAGCUGAGCAGAGACUACAGGUGUUCCUGAAAAAGAUGGCCGGCCUGCUGCAGGGGAAGUCUGAGAGCGUCGUCCUGCCCACACAGGAAGAUAUUUUACACCAAGUGGAUGAUCUCUGUAGUAAGUUGUGUCACGUCUCUGAGGAGCUGAGCGAGCAGACGGAGCUGCAGCUCGGUGCUCUGCAGAGGGCUCAGCUGGCAGAGCAGCAGGUCCAGGACCUGAGGGAGCGACUGCAGGGUCUGGAGACUGAGCUGUUAACAGCAGACAUGCAUCAAGACGGGCUGAGACACAACAAACAGCAUUAUGAAGAGUUCCUGGAGCAGCUGUCAGAGACGAUGAGAGUCGACAGUAUCGCCGUGGAUCUCGGCUUUGACAUGAGGCUGAAACUCAUCCUGUCACGAGUGGAGCAGCUGAUGAAACAAGAGACAACUGCUUUGGUGGAGAGCAAAAGUCUGACCUACAGUCUACAAAGAAAGUUAAAGUCACAGAAAGACCAACUCGAGAGCAAAGGUCUCCACAUCCAGCUGCUGAGGAAGAAGGUGUCCGAGCUGGAGGAGGAGAGGAGGAGCCGAUCAGUGCUGGCUGUGGAGCGAGAUGAUGCUCAUCUGGAGGUCAGGAAGCUGCAGAAGAAGCUGGAGCGUCUCCACGGCGAGCUGAAGGCCACCAAGCUGACAAACACUGAGCUCAAGGCCCAGCUGUCCCACACCAGUGAGCUCAAGUUGAAAGUGAUGGAACAGAGUCAGACCGUGCAGGAGCAGAAAACGAGGCUGGAUCAGCUGCUGGAGGUGAAGGCAAAGGUGGAGAAGAAGCUGAACACAGUGAGCUCAGACCUCCAGAGCCGAGAGACGAAGAGCCGAGAGGACCAACAACAACUCAGCGCCCUCAGACAGAGCCUGGAUCAGCUGUCCGACAGGGAGAGAGAGUUGCUGGAUUUCCGGAUGGUUGUCUCCCAGAUGUUGGGACUGGAUGCCACAGCUGUGGCUCUACCAAACUACGAAAUCAUCAGAUUACUGGAGACCCUUCUUCACAAUCAUCAUCACCAUCACCACCACCUUCAUCACGUUGAUGCACCCUGGCACUGCCCGUCUCACCAGAGGCCUCAUCUCCACCAAAUCCAGGACGUCCCAGACAGCUCAUCGUUCCACCUCUCCACCUCCAGGUCUGCUCAUCCAGAUGAUGCAGUUUCCUUUAAAGAAGCCUAGAUUUAAACAUUAUACAAACACCAAAGUGCACUUAAAAUGUGAUGGUUAUCUUGUUGUCUUAAAGUAUAUGAGAACAGAUGUUACACAGUAUGAAAUGAUCCCAAAUGUAAAGUCACAUGAAAAAGGAAAUAAAAAGACAAAUAUACAAAUUAGGAUUUGGCAUUCAUUGUUUUUGAUAGUCGCAUAUACAUACAAUUUUCAUGGUAAUUUCUUUACCAUUAUAUACACAUGUUACAUAAUCUCGGACUGUUAUACAUUUGAUACUGAACUGACAGUCAUACAAAAUAUACAGUAGUUCUAUAUGUCGUAUGUCUCCAUCAUAAAGUCAUAUCUCAUGUUUUGUUUAAAAAAUAAAACAGCAAAAUGUACAAAGACCAUGGAUGUGUCAUGUUAAAGGUUAAACUCUUGAACUGUGUCCGACUCUGAUAUUAAAACACACGACUUGGCUUAAAUGAGUCUCACACAAAUCGAUGUAAUUUUAAGUUUAAAAAAAAAAAGUUUCUCACAGACACAAUGAAGGACGUCGGUAAAUAAAAGCAAUGAUCAGAACGGCAUGCCAAAAUACGGGUAAAAAAAUAAAUGCAAUGUCAGAUAUAUUAAUGUUUUUGUUUGCUUACAAAUUUUUUUUUUUUUUUUUGUUACAAGCAAUUUCACAGGCUAAAUUUCAGCAUUUAACUUUGGUGCUAUC